Molecule: messenger RNA, 603 nt
Organism: Penicillium malachiteum
Lineage: Eukaryota; Fungi; Ascomycota; Eurotiomycetes; Eurotiales; Aspergillaceae
Product: kinetochore Spc24 family protein
Exons: 3
Coding region: 1-603 (200 amino acids)
Source: RefSeq, a predicted model, not a curated record
AUGUUACUUGACGAGGAUCCUGGCACGCUCAUCCACCACACAAUCGGCAACUUCAAUAUCCAUCCAGAUAAACAAGCCGUCACGCGCAUCAAUGACUCGCUCUCCACCCUCCAACAGUCCCGCGACCUGCGCAUCCGCGAGGCUGAAUCCUCCUUGCGCAAGCUGUCACGCCACCUCCACUCCCUGAACACCCAACACGAAGAGGCAGUCGCUGUCCACGACUCGGGUAAACAUGCCGCGGAGAUCGUCGAACUCGACACCAAGAAAUUCCGCGUUGCGAAAGCUGCGACGGAACUAGAGAUCGAGAGCGAGCGACUCGAAAGUGAGCUGGAAAUGCUCAAGGAGCGACUGGCUGAUCUUGAGGCGCAAGGUCUGGAGGGUGAUGAGCCCACGCGACGGGAACGCGAGAUGGACGAUGCUACAAUUCUGAGACUUAAGAUCUUCCGAUCACUGGGUAUCGAUAUUGAGCCUGAUGACGCGGGAAAUUUCCACCGCGCAGUUAUUCGUAAUAGCCGUAAGGGUGAUGUCCAUGUCGUUAACAUCGACCCCAAGUUUUCACGAUUCUUUUACUCGAACUAUUUCUGGCAGACUAUGCAGGGAUAA